Molecule: messenger RNA, 1938 nt
Organism: Halteromyces radiatus
Lineage: Eukaryota; Fungi; Mucoromycota; Mucoromycetes; Mucorales; Cunninghamellaceae
Exons: 8
Coding region: 478-1746 (422 amino acids)
Source: RefSeq, a predicted model, not a curated record
AUAAAAAAGGAAUAUUGGAUAUAUUUACCUUCUUCGUUUCCGCUGUUGUUGUAACUGUGCCACAACACUACUGAGUCGCCCUUCCGCAUCUUCUUGUAGGACAUCCCAACUUCGUUUAUAUUCUUCUUCCCAAGCAUAUCCACCUUUGCCUCUUUCUUCAUCUUGAUUAGUGUCUAGGGUAUCAUCAAUAUCAAUAUAUUCAUCAUCCAUUGGUCUUCGUGACAUGAUAGAAAGAAGAGAAAGGGAAAAGAAAACAAAAAAAAAAUUCAUGUGUUGCUGACUGUAAGCAAGCAAAAAAAAAAAACAUGGUCGGAAAAUGAAAACAUAACGUACCUCCAUAUAGAUCCAAAAUGCCACGUAUUUUUUUUUUCUUUCUUUUCCUUAUUUAAACUUGUAUAUGUAUAUAAAUACAUUUCUUUUCUUAUAUAAAAUGGUCCCUAUUUUAGUUUAUUUUUGUCUCUUUUCAAUAAUACACUUAUGAACUUAAAUUUGAAAUUCGCUUCCAAUGCGCCAUUACCUCCUACUGUCAAGUUUUUUCCUCACUUGGAUCGCGUCGUUACAGUUGAACACUGUUACUAUUACCUUUCUUUCUUGGAACGUUUUUGGACAUUUAUGGAUACAAUGACUCUUUAUGAACAACGUCAUUAUCUUGCUCGAGCUGAAGUACGAUAUGAAAAAUGGCUUCAUAACUUUAACGAAGGUAUUCGUGUCCCUCCUUUAGACGUUGCUUUUUUAUGGCAUAUUCAUGCCUUGUCACCGCUUCGUUACUAUGAAGAUUUGGUUUUACGUUUAAGGUGCAAUGCUGUAUUUGAUGAAAUUUUCCCUUUGGAUAAUUUGCAUCAUACUGCCAAUGAUCCACAUAUGAACGAUUUGAAUAUUUGGAAUCAAGUGUUUGGAGAGGAUGAACCUUAUUUUCUAAGCCCAGAAAAUAUGUAUGAUGGAACAUACUCUCGGCCUUGUUAUGCUUGUCAACAGGAAAUUGUACUACCUUGGUCUGCUUAUUUUGAAUAUCGUUAUGGUGUGAACACAACUCGUUUCCCUCAUGAUGGAUGUGGACCAGCAGAAGGUAUCAAUUUUCUAGAUGUAGCAAGAAUGAAAUUAGAAUCUGAUUUGACAAACAAAUGUCCUGGUCCAAUUGUAGCUGGAACAUUACUUAAACCAAAUGGAACUAUAAGAAAGAAACCUAACAAAAUGGUGACCAAGAUCAAACCUCUUCAAAUCAUUUUGCCUCAGGAGGAAAUGGAUUAUGCUUAUGAACGUCAAAUUCAGGAACAGCUCAAAUUUUUUGGAAAGAAAUAUGAAUAUGAUGCUAAUGAGCUUCUUUAUGCGAUUAGAACAAGUUAUCAAAGCAAUCCAACACCUUUCUCCAUUGAUUUGAUUCACGCAGUAAGUCGUCAAAGACGAUUUUAUGAUACUAUUAUCAGUAUGGAUUGGUCGUCAGAAUCUGAUAUUCUUAUCGCCUCUAUUCGACAUUAUCAUAACUUUAUGGCUACUUUGAAACAUCAAUCCAAUUUGCAUGCUGUACCCACUGUGGAAAUAGAUAUUGCCUUUCAUGUACAUAUGUUAUGUGGCCCUCAAUAUCGAAAGUUUACACUCAAACACUUGCAUCAAGUGAUCAAUCAUGAUGAUAAUAUACCCGAGAAUUAUAUCAAAGAAUAUACAGCUAGAUGGAAACGUGGCAUUGUGGCUCCUCCUUAUAUUUACAUGGUAAAAGAAACGAAAAAAGAAAGCAGACAUGUUUAUUGAAUCUUUUUUUUUUCUUGCUUUAGGAAACACAGAAAACUGAUGAAUUUAUUCAAGGCAAAAUCAAAUUAGAGUGGGAUAUCUUUGGAUCAGAUUAUUAUCCUGGUAUGGUUCAAAUAAAGAAUGGAGAAAAUUCAAGUAAUGUACGCCAAACUUUAAAUUUGGAAUCUAGACAGGAUCGACAAUUACAGGCAA